GCCCUCCUUCCAAUUGCUGGAGAGAGAGGGGGAGUGAGAGAGUUUAAGGCAGGCUCUGCACUGGUGUUCUGGGCUAUUUCAACUUCAGGGCAACUUUAGAGAACUUCAGUUAUUUUUGGUUCUGGACAGCAGCUAAGACCAGCCGAGCCUCCAGGAGAUGCUGAUGCUGAUGCAGAUGCAGAAGACGAAGAUUCUGUUAAUGAAGUAGCAGUAGAAGACAUCCGUCCAAGGCCACAAGGAUCCUCUCCAGUUUAUGAAUAUUCCAUAGAAGAAGAAUAUUUAAAGCUUCAAGAAGAAAACAAAAAAUAUUCUACAGACAAAUCAAAACAGAGUCGACCACAGGAAACAAUGGAAGUGACCCUGAAAACAGACGUGGAAGCUGGUGCUAGUGGGUUUAGUGUGAUGGGUGGAGGAAAUGAAGGAAUAUUUAUUAAAAAAGUACUUAAGGAAUCUCCUGCUUCAAAAAUAUUUAGUCUGAAAGAAGGUGAUCAGCUUCUAAGUGCUACAAUAUUUUUUGAUAAUAUCAAAUAUGAAGAUGCACUCAAGAUUCUCCAAUAUUCCGAGCCAUACAGAGUCCAGUUCAGCCUGAAAAGAAAAGUUGCUGGGAAAGAAGAGCUAGAACACAUUCACUCUACAAUCCAGUACAAAAAGGAAAGAAUAAACCAGGAAAAAGAACUCAGCGAGAGCAUUCCUGAAGAAACAGUACAUGUUUCGGGAAAAGCCAUUUCAGAAGAAGACAGGGAAACGUUAAUUGUAAGCCAAAGGGUAGGAAGAAGCAAGAGACCUAAAAAAGACAGGUUAUCAUGGCCAAAAUUCCAGUCAAUUAAAAAUAAAAAGAUACUGGGGCACAGAAGAUCUCACAGUACAUCAGAUGCAUAUGAGCCUGCUGUGCAGGAUAUUUCCCCUACAAGCACAGACACAGAGUCUCAAUUUCAACAAGAAGUCCGUAUCAAAGAAAAAAAAGGAAGCCAAAAGAAACUGAAGUUCCCUAGCAUUGGAUUCAAAAUGCACAGAUCCAAACCAGAACCACAAGACAAGCAAAAAAGAGAAAUAAAAACUACACUGUUAUCUGAAAAAGAAAAAACACAUAAAGAAGAUAUCAGCCUGGAAAAUCCUGAAAUCCUAACUGUUGAAUAUACCACAUCUCCUGCUUAUGAAAUUAAAACAGGGGAGGUAGAAGAAAAUUUAACAAAAGAGUUAAAAGACAUGAAAAAUGGCAUUCCAUCUCACACAAAAAAACGCCCUGAAGUUGAAAUAAGCAUUAAAAAAGACAAAGAAUUGACAUCAAAAUUUACUGUACCUGAAGUACCAGCUGUAACAACCCAGAUAACAAAGCCCAGUUUAGAAACACCUGAUCUGAAAGAAAGCCCAACUAAACAAACACAGACCUCAUCAAAAUCACGAAAAAAGAAACAGAAAGGACCAGGAGAAAAAACAGAAGGAGAAAGUGGAAUAAACAUAGACAUGAUGGGACACACAGCACAAGGAUCUAUACAGGUAAAAGGUCUAGAAAUAGGCACUGCUAAAGCAGAAUUACACGCAACAUCCGACACACUGGAAACAAGAGAAAAAGAAGCAGAAGACACACAAAUACUAACAAUUCAGAAAACAAAAUUUGGGAUUUCAAUGCCCAAAAGAAAAGCGACAGAGACUGAAAAAGCCAAACCAGGAAGUGACGUUCCACAUUCAGUACCAGAAAAAAGAGCUGAUACAAGUUCAGAGGAUGGCAGCAAUUUGGAUGUGAAACCUCACAUGCCUGAUGCAGAAUCAGAUGUAUCUACUUGGAAAAUACAAAUGCCAUCACUCAAAAUAUCCAAAACGCCUAAAGCUGACGUGAAAAUUCCAAGAGAAGAAAGCACAGUUGAAUCAGUAGAUACUACAAAAAAGCCAGAGACAGAGGAAGAUGGUAUGCCCACAGCUGAUAAAACAUUGAAGAUGGACAUCAGCAUGAAGACAGGAGAAAAAGAUAUAGAGGGAAAAGAAAGCAAAUUCAGACUGCCAAAGUUUAAAUUACCUACAUUUACUUGGGCAACUACAAAGGAGGAGACAGGGCAAACAGAAGGUACAUUCAGUGACAGGGAAGGAAAACUCACAGAAGCAGGUGCAAAACCAGAGAUGAGUGUAUCAGCAGAAGAAAUGAAGAUUCCAAGUGCUGAAAUUAAAAUCGGAAUUUCCAAAGGAAAAACAAGUGACAAGGAUAUAGGACAAAUGCCAGAAGUCCAGAUACCAAGUCUGAAAGACCUGACUGAGAAAACUUCGAAGAGGAAGAUAAAUUUGGAAGACAAAGUUGGAGAAAUACUGAUUACAAAACCUGAAACUGAAAUAACUAACAGUGAACACAGUACAGCAUCAAAGAACACAGAGGAAUUAUCUCAAAAUAAACAAAUUGAUAUCAAAGCUCCCAAGGUGGACAUCAGCCUCCCCUCCAUCGAUGUCACCCUUCCAAAGACAAGCGUUGACCUGCAGGCGCCCGAGGCGGCCCUCACUGUGGAAGGGGAAGCCAAAGCCCCCGAGAAGGAGGCUACAAAGACCAAGGACAACAAGUUCAAGAUGCCCAAGUUCGGCAUGCCUUCCUUUGGCUGGUCCAGCAGCAAAGAGGCCAAGAGCACCGUGGCCGCUGACAUGGACGUCAGCCUGAAGGAGCCCCAAGUGACAGUGCCCUCGGGAACCGCCGAAGUCAAUGUGACCCUGCCUGGGGCCGAGAUCCAAGCACCCGACGUGGAGGUGACCGUCGAGACUGCAGCUGCUGGAGAUGGUGAGAAAGCUCGAUUCAAGAAGCCCGACCUCAAGCUGCCCAAAGUCAAAGCUCCCCAGGUGCAGGUCAGCCUGCCAAAGGCCGAGGUCUCGCUGCCCAAAGCCCAGGCCGAAGUCCAGGAGGUUGAAGUCGCCCUGCAGGGUCCCGAGGCCAAAGGCAGCCUGGAGGUUGCUCCUGGCAAAGUUGAGGGUGGUAGCAUGAAAAUACACAUGCCAAAAGUCAAGGUGCCCAGCGUGGACUCCAAGCCAACCGUCAAGUCUCCCAAAAUGGACGCAGACGUCAGCCUGCACAAAGUCGACACCAGACUCCCAGAGGCAGACCUGAAGGCCAGUGCCAUCAGCAUUGAGGCCCCUGAUAUCAAGGUGCCUUCCGUUGAAGGCUCCCUUGAGAUCCAGGCACCUGACAUAGACCUCAAAGUGCCCUCUGCUGAAGGCUCGCUGGACGGGGCCAAGCUGGAAGGCGCCGGCUUGAAGGGGAAGUUGAAGAUGCCCAGGUUCGACAAGCCCAAAUUUGGAUUGUCGCUCCCCAAGGUGGAAGUGCCCGGAGGAGAGGUCAGCCUGCCCUCCGCAGAGGUUGACCUUCCCUCCGCCACCGUGACAGCUGCAGGGGAGGGACCCACCCUUGGACUCAAAGCCGACGUCAAAACUGAAGGGGCCAGCUGGAAGCUGGAGAAGCCCUCCCUCAAAAUGCCCAAGGCUGACAUCAAAGCUCCCAAGGUGGACAUCAGCCUCCCCUCUGUCGAUGUCACCCUGCCAAAGGCCAGCGUCGACCUGCAGGUGCCCGAGGCGGCCCUCACGCUGGAUGGGGAAGCCAAAGCCCCUGAGAAGGACGCCGCAAAGACCAAGGAUGGCAAGUUCAAGAUGCCCAAGUUCGGCAUGCCUUCCUUUGGCUGGUCCAGCAGCAAAGAGGUCAAGGACACUGUGGCCGCUGAUAUGGACAUCAGCCUGAAGGAGCCCCAAGUGUCGGUGCCCUCGGAAAUGACCGAAGUCGACGUGACCCUGCCCAGGGCUGAGAUCCAUGCACCCGGUGUGGAGGUGAUGGCCAAGACGGCCGCCACAGGAGAAGGUGAGAAAGCUCGAUUCAAGAUGCCCAGCGUCAAGCUGCCCAAAGUCAAAGCUCCCCAGGUGCAGGUCAGCCUGCCAAAGGCCGAGGUCUCGCUGCCCAACGUCCAGGCCGAGGUCCAGGAGGGUCAAAUUGUCCUGCAGGGCCCCGACUCCGAAGGCAGCCUGGAGGUGUCUCCUGGCAAAGUUGAUGGCAGCGACAUGAAAAUAUACAUGCCAAAAUUCAAGAUGCCCAGCGUGGCCUUCUCCAAGCCGACUGUCAAGCCUCCCAAACUGGACGCAGACGUCAGCCUGCACAAAGUCGAUGCCAGCCUCCCAGAGGCAGAACUCAAGGCCGGUGCCGUCAGUGUUGAGGCCCCCGAAAUCAAGGUGCCCUCCGUUGAAGGCUCCCUCGAGAUCCAGGCACCUGACAUAGACCUCAAAGUGCCCUCUGCUGAAGGCUCGCUGGACGGGGCCGAGCUGGAAGACGCUGGCUUGAAGGGGAAGUUGAAGAUACCCAGGUUCGACAAGCCCAAAUUCGGAGUGUCGCUCCCCAAGGUGGAAGUGCCCGAAGGUGAGGUCAGCCUGCCCUCCGCAGAGAUUGACCUCCCCUCUGCCACCAUGACAGCCGCAGGGGAGACCCACGCGCUGGGCCUCAAAGCCGACGUCACUAUGGAAGGGGCCGGCUGGAAGCUGGAGAAGCCCUCCCUCAAAAUACCCAAGGCUGACAUCAAAGCUCCCAAGGUGGACAUCAGCCUCCCCUCCGUCGAUGUCACCCUGCCAAAGGCCAGCGUGGAGAUGCAGGCGCCCGAGGCGGCCCUCACCCUGGAUGGGGAAGCCCAAGCCCCUGAGAAGGAGGCUGCAAAGACCAAGGACGGCAAGUUCAAGAUGCCCAAGUUCGGCAUGCCUUCCUUUGGCUGGUCCAGCAGCAAAGAGGCCAAGGGCACCGUGGCCGCUGACAUGGACGUCAGCCUGAAGGAGCCCCAAGUGACGGUGACGUCGGGAACCACCGAAGUUGACGUGACCCUGCCCGGGGCCGAGAUCCAAGCACCUGACAUGGAGGUGACUGUCGGGAUGGCCACCACAGGAGAAGGCGAGAAAGCUCGAUUCAAGAUGCCUGACGUCAAGAUGCCCAGCGUCAAGCUGCCCAAAGUCAAAGCUCCCCAGGUGCAGGUCAGCCUGCCAAAGGCCGAGGUCUUGCUGCCCAAAGCCCAGGCUGAAGUCCAGGAGGGUGAAGUGGCUUUGCAGGACCCUGAAGCCGAAGGCAGCCUGGAGGUGUCUCCUGGCAAAGUUGAGGGUGGUUCCAUGAAAAUACACAUGCCGAAAGUCAGGAUGCCCAGCGUGGCCUUCUCCAAGCCAACCAUCAAGUCUCCCAAAAUGGACGCAGAAGUCAGCCUGCACAAAGUCGUCACCAUCCUCCCAGAGGCAGAACUCAAGACUGGUGUCAUCAGCGUUGAGGCCCCCAACAUAAAGGUGCCCUCCGUUGAAGGGUCCCUUGAGAUCCAGGCACCUGACAUAGACCUCAAAGUGCCCUCUGCCGAAGGAGUAAUAGACGGGGCCGAGGUGGAAGGCGCCAGCUUAAAGGGGAAGUUGAAGAUGCCCAAGUUCCACAAGCCCAAAUUCGGAGUGUCGCUCCCCAAAGAGGAAGUGCCCGAAGGUGAGGUCAGCCUGACCUCCGCAGAGGUUGACCUCCCCUCCGCCACCAUGACAGCAGCAGGGGAGGGCCACGCGCUGGGCCUCAAAGCCGACGUCACUAUGGAAGGGGCCGGCUGGAAGCUGGAGAAGCCCUCCCUCAAAAUGCCCAAGGCUGACAUCAAAGCUCCCAAGGUGGACAUCAGCCUCCCCUCCGUCGAUGUCACCCUGCCAAAGGCCAGCGUGGAGAUGCAGGCGCCCGAGGCGGCCCUCACCCUGGAUGGGGAAGCCCAAGCCCCUGAGAAGGAGGCUGCAAAGACCAAGGACGGCAAGUUCAAGAUGCCCAAGUUCGGCAUGCCUUCCUUUGGCUGGUCCAGCAGCAAAGAGGCCAAGGGCACCGUGGCCGCUGACAUGGACGUCAGCCUGAAGGAGCCCCAAGUGACGGUGACGUCGGGAACCACCGAAGUUGACGUGACCCUGCCCGGGGCCGAGAUCCAAGCACCUGACAUGGAGGUGACUGUCGGGAUGGCCACCACAGGAGAAGGCGAGAAAGCUCGAUUCAAGAUGCCUGACGUCAAGAUGCCCAGCGUCAAGCUGCCCAAAGUCAAAGCUCCCCAGGUGCAGGUCAGCCUGCCAAAGGCCGAGGUCUCGCUGCCCAAAGCCCAGGCUGAAGUCCAGGAGGGUGAAGUGGCUUUGCAGGACCCCGAAGCCGAAGGCAGCCUGGAGGUUGCUCCUUGCAAAGUUGAGGGGGGUUCCAUGAAAAUACACAUGCCGAAAGUCAAGAUGCCCAGCGUGGCCUUCUCCAAGCCAACCGUCAAGUCUCCCAAAAUGGACGCAGAAGUCAGCCUGCACAAAGUCGUCACCAUCGUUCCAGAGGCAGAACUCAAGACGGGUGUCAUCAGCGUUGAGGCCCCCAACAUAAAUGUGCCCUCCGUUGAAGGGUCCCUUGAGAUCCAGGCACCUGACAUAGACCUCAAAGUGCCCUCUGCCGAAGGAGUAAUAGACGGGGCCGAGGUGGAAGGCGCCAGCUUAAAGGGGAAGUUGAAGAUGCCCAAGUUCCACAAGCCCAAAUUCGGAGUGUCGCUCCCCAAAGAGGAAGUGCCCGAAGGUGAGGUCAGCCUGACCUCCGCAGAGGUUGACCUCCCCUCCGCCACCAUGACAGCAGCAGGGGAGGGCCACGCGCUGGGCCUCAAAGCCGAUGUCACUAUGGAAGGGGCCAGCUGGAAGCUGGAGAAGCCCUCCCUCAAAAUGCCCAAGGCUGACAUCAAAGCUCCCAAGGUGGACAUCAGCCUCCCCUCCGUCGAUGUCACCCUGCCAAAGACAAGUGUGGACCUGCAGUUGCCCGAGGCGGCCCUCACCCUGGAUGGGGAAGCCAAAGCCCCUGAGAAGGAGGCCGCAAAGACCAAGGAUGGCAAGUUCAAGAUGCCCAAGUUCGGCAUGCCUUCCUUUGGCUGGUCCAGCAGCAAAGAGGCCAAGAGCAAGGUGGCCGCUGACAUGGACGUCAGCCUGAAGGAGCCCCAAGUGACAGUACCCUCGGGAACCACCGAAGUCGACGUGACACUGCCCAGCUCCGAGAUCCAAACGCAUGGCGUGGAGGUGAGCGUUGAGAUGGCCGCCACAGGAGAAGGUGAGAAAGGUCGAUUCAAGAUGCCUGACGUCAAGCUGCCCAAAAUCAAAGCUCCCCAGGUGCAGGUCAGCCUGCCAAAGGCCGAGGUCUUGCUGCCCAAAGCCCAGGCUGAAGUCCAGGAGGGCGAAAUGGCCCUGCAGGGCCCCAAGGCCGAAGGCAGCCUGGAGGUUGCUGCCGGCAAAGUUGAGGGCAGCGGCAUGAAACUACACAUGCCGAAAGUCAAGGUGCCCAGCGUGGCCUUCUCCAUGCCGACCGUCAAGUCUCCCAAAAUGGACGCAGACGUCAGCCUGCACAAAGUCGACACCAGACUCCCAGAGGCAGACCUGAAGGCCGGUGCCAUCAGCAUUGAGGCCACCGACAUCAAGGUGCCCUCCGUUGAAGGCUCACUUGAGAUCCAGGCACCUGACAUAGACCUCAAAGUGCCCCCUGCCGAAGGCUCGCUGGACGGGGCCGAGCUGGAAGGAGCCACCUUGAAAGGGAAGCUGAAGAUGCCCAGGUUUGUCAAGCCCAAAUUUGGAGUGUUGCUCCCCAAAGUGGAAGGGCCCGAAGGUGAGGUCAGCCUGCCCUCCGCAGAGGUUGACCUUCCCUCCACCACCGUGACAGCUGCAGGGGAGGGACCCACGCUGGGACUCAAAGCCGACGUCACUAUGGAAGGGGCCGGUUGGAAGCUGGAGAAGCCCUCCCUCAAAAUGCCCAAGGCUGACAUCAAAGCUCCCAAGGUGGACAUCAGCCUCCCCUCCGUCGAUGUCACCCUGCCAAAGACCAGUGUGGACCUGCAGGCGCCCGAAUUGGCCCUCACCCUGGAAGGGGAAGCCAAAGCCCCUGAGAAGGAGGCUGCAAAGACCAAGGAUGGCAAGUUCAAGAUGCCCAAGUUCGGCAUGCCUUCCUUUGGCUGGUCGAGCAGCAAAGAGGCCAAGGGCACGGUGGCCGCUGACAUGGACGUCAGCCUGAAGGAGCCCCAAGUGACAGUGCCCUCAGGAACCACGGAAGUCGACGUGACCCUACCCGGGGCCGAGAUCCAAGCACACGGUGUGGAGGUGACUGUCGAGAUGGCUGCCACAGGAGAAGGCGAGAAAGCUCGAUUCAAGAUGCCCGACGUCAAGCUGCCCAAAGUCAAAGCUCCCCAGGUGCAGGUCAGCCUGCCAAAGGCCGAGGUCUCGCUGCCCAACGUCCAGGCCGAGGUCCAGGAGGGUCAAAUUGCCCUGCAUGGCCCCGACUCCGAAGGUAGCCUGGAGGUGUCUCCUGGCAAAGUUGAUGGCAUCGACAUGAAAAUACACAUGCCAAAAUUCAAGAUGCCCAGCGUGGCCUUCUCCAAGCCGACCGUCAAGUCUCCCAAACUGGACGCAGACGUCAGCCUGCACAAAGUCGAUGCCAGCCUCCCAGAGGCAGAACUCAAGGCUGGUGCCGUCAGUGUUGAGGCCCCCGAAAUCAAGGUGCCCUCCGUUGAAGACUCCCUCGAGAUCCAGGCACCUGACAUAGACCUCAAAGUGCCCUCUGCUGAAGGCUCGCUGGACGGGGCCGAGCUGGAAGGCGCCGGCUUGAAGGGGAAGCUGAAGAUGCCCAGGUUUGACAAGCCCAAAUUCGGAGUGUCGCUCCCCAAGGUGGAAGUGCCCGAAGGUGAGGUCAGCCUGACCUCCGCAGAGGUUGACCCUCCCUCCGCCACCAUGACAGCAUCAGGGGAGGGACCCACGCUGGGACUCAAAGCUGACGUCACUAUGGAAGGGGCCGGCUGGAAGCUGGAGAAGCCCUCCCUCAAAAUGCCCAAGGCUGACAUCAAAGCUCCCAAGGUGGACAUCAGCCUCCCCUCCGUCGAUGUCACCAUGCCAAAGGCCAGUGUGGAGAUGCAGGCGCCCGAGGCGGCCCUCACCCUGGAUGGGGAAGCCAAAGCCCCUGAGAAGGAGGCUGCAAAGACCAAGGAUGGCAAGUUCAAGAUGCCCAAGUUCGGCAUGCCUUCCUUUGGCUGGUCCAGCAGCAAAGAGGCCAAGGGCACCGUGGCCGCUAAUAUGGACGUCAGCCUGAAGGAGCCCCAAGUGACAGUGCCCUCAGGAUCCACCGAAGUCGAUGUGACCCUGCCUGGGGCCGAGAUCCAAGCACCCGGCUUGGAGGUGACCAUUGAGACGGCCGCCACAGGAGACGGCGAAAAAGCUCGAUUCAAGAUGCCCAGCGUCAAGCUGCCCAAAGUCAAAGCUCCCCAGGUGCAGGUCAGCCUGCCAAAGGCCGAGGUCUCGCUGCCCAAAGCCCAAGCUGAAGUCCGGAAGGGUGAAGUCGCCCUGCAGGGUCCCGAGGCUGAAGGCAGCCUGGAGGUUGCUCCUGGCAAAGUUGAGGGUGGUAGCAUGAAACUACACAUGCCGAAAGUCAAGGUGCCCAGCGUGGCCUUCUCCAAGCCAACCAUCAAGGCUCCCAAACUUGACGCAGACCUCAGCCUAUACAAAGUCGAUGGCAGCCUCCCAGAGGCAGACCUCAAGGCCGGUGCUGUCAGCACUGAGGCCCCGGAAAUCAAAGUACCCUCCGUCGAAGGCUCCUUCGACAUCCAGGCACCUGACAUAGACCUCAAAGUGCCCUCUGCCGAAGGCUCGCUAGAUGGUGCCGAGCUGGAAGGUGCCGGCUUGAAGGGGAAGUUGAAGAUGCCCAGGUUCGACAAGCCCAAAUUCGGAGUGUCGCUCCCCAAGGUGGAAGUGCCCGAAGGUGAGGUCAGCCUGACCUCCGCAGAGGUUGACCUUCCCUCCGCCACCAUGACAGCAGCAGAUGAGGGCCCCGUGCUCAGUGUCAAAGCCGACAUCAAAACUGAAGGGGCCUGUUGGAACCUGGAGAAGCCCUCCCUCAAAAUGCCCAAGGCUGACAUCAAAGCUCCCAAGGUGGACAUCAGCCUCCCCUCCGUCGAUAUCACCCUGCCAAAGGCCAGUGUGGACCUGCAGGCGCCCGAGGUGGCCCUCACCCUGGAUGGGGAAGCCAAAGCCCCCGAGAAGGAGGCUGCAAAGACCAAGGACGGCAAGUUCAAGAUGCCCAAGUUCGGCAUGCCUUCCUUUGGCUGGUCCAGCAGUAAAGAGGCCAAGGGCCCCGUGGCCGCUGACAUGGACGUCAGCCUGAAGGAGCCCCAAGUGACGGUGCCUAUGGGAACCGCCAAAGUUGAUGUGACCCUGCCCGGUGUCGAGGUCCAAGCGCCCGGCGUAGAGCUUGCUUUCGAUUCUUCCUCCCUAAAAGAGGAUGAUUCUGGUAAACCUAAAACUUCUCUCUUUAGAAUUCCUACUGUUUCCCUUUCUAGAAGUUCUAAAUCUCAGGCACAGAGUAAAUCUGGAGAUGAAUUUUCUGUGUCAGAAGCGCUUUGUUAUUCUUUAACAGAGGAAAGUCCAGCUGUACUUUCAGGUGGUGUCAGCUCUAACGUUCUUCAGGAUAUUAAGGGAGACAGUGGCUCUAAAACUACUAAGUUCAGUAUUCCUAGCUUGGGUUUCUCCAAAGUUGACAUUGGUUCUUCUAAAAUUGAACGGGAUUCCCAUUUACCAAAAGGGGAUAUUAUUCUUACUAAGUAUCAAAAAAAUGUGGUAGAACCACAAUCAAAAAUAUCAUCUCUUGCUGAUAAGGUUCUUUCAGAACAUGAUUUUGAAAUUUUAAAUGAAGAUGGUUCUUUGGAGCAAGGAAAUCUGACGUCAGGAGAGAAAACUUCAGCUGCUGACAUAUCUGUGGGUGACACAGAGAUUACAGUUAAAAUUCCUAAAUUCCGAAAACCAAAAUUUGGAAUUUCUUGGUCUAAGGGAAAACCAUCAGAAUGUAUUGUUGGUUCCAAAGUUGAAUAUGACAUUUCCCAGGGAAGGAUAACAUCUGAUAUGACUUAUACUGAUACUGACAAACAAUCUCAGAUCUCUAAUGCUGAGUUAGAUGUGUUGAUGCACGAGCCUUCACCUGAAUUUGGUCUGGAUGCACCAACUCUGGAUGUCAGUCUCCCAUCAAUGGAAGUUACCAUGCCAAAAUUAGAAGCAGAAAUCCAUGGCCCAGAUUUAGAAUGCAAGACAGAGCAAGAAGUAGUUUCAGGAGAGAAGGACACUGAGGAGAAAGAAAACAAAAUUAAAACAUCAAAAUUCAAACUUCCUUCAUUUAGUUGGUCACCAAAGAAAGAAGCUAUUGCUCCUUCUGAAGUUGAGGGACAUCUGGAAGAACCCACUUUGUCUACUUCAUCUGGAGACACAGAAUCUGAAUUAACACGUCCCACUCCUGAGAAUAAAUACCCUCAUGGGGAAUAUGAUACAUCAACAGAAAAAGAUGGUGAAAAGGGCAGAAACAAGAAGCCCCAUUUUAUCAUGCCAAAGAUCUCAUUCCCUAAAAUUAAGGGUCAAAAAGUCCAGGUCUCUCUGCCCAUACUGGAAACUGACAUUUGUGGUCCCAAACAAGAAAAAGAAUGUGUUUCAGUACAGAAAUCUGAGAAAGGGAGUAGUGGCGAACAGGCAGGAAUGGGCAUAAAAAUGCCAAAAGAUACAGUCCCUACUUUGGAAUUUUCCAAACCAGAAGUCAAAGCUCCCAAAAUAGAGAUGGAUAUUAGGAUGCCUACAGGUGAGGUCAUACUUCCUACACGUGAAGAAGAUGACCUGACAUUGAAAUCAGCUGCUGCUAAUGCCAGCCUCUCCACCUCACCUAUUAAGAUGUUAACUGAAGGCUCUCUUGAGGUGAAGAGUCCUGACGGAAAUGUUGAAAGAAAAUCAAAUGAAAUUGCUGUUGGUGAUGUAGAAAUAAAAAUUGAAGGUCCUGAAGGGAAAACAAAAAUGUCUAAAUUCCAAAUGCCAAAGUUUGGAAUUACACAUUCAAAAGGGAAAGGGUCAGAAAAAGAAGUUAGCCAAUCCAAACCAGAAGUCAAGGUUCCCCAACUAAAAGCAAUGAUAGAAAUAGCUGACAUUGCUGUUGAAGCACCAAAUUUGGAGGUGGAAUAUGGUACAGGAACAGAAACUUACAGCCCUGAAGUCAAAAUAACCAAAGAUGAUAAUAAGGCAUCAGAGGCUGAUGUUCACCUCCCAUCAGCUGACAUUUCUAUUCCAAAACCAGACAGUGAUAGUCAUGAUUCAGAUGCAGCACUAAAAAUGAAAGGGGAAAUAAAGCAAGAUGGAGAUGGAGAAGAAAAAGAAGGACAUUUCAAAAUGCCAAAAUUUAAAAUGCCAUCCUUCAGUUGGUCACCAAAGAAAGAAGCAAGUGUUAAACUGGAUUCUGGAGCAAAUUUGGAAGAUCAUAAACUUGCUCUAAUGUCAGGCCCAAUAGACUCAGAAGUGAGAGGAACUGCAACUGAUGAUCAAGAUACUGGGCCAGCCCUUGAUCUGGAAAUAUCUGCAGGAAAAGUUGAACAAAAAAGUCCAAUUAAAAAGCCCCAAUUUGUCAUGCCUAAAAUUUCGCUCUCCAAGAUCAAGGUUCCCAAAUCUCAGACUCAUUCACCAAAAGUUGAAGCUGAUACUACUGUUCCUAAAACAGAAAGAGAGGGUGAUGAUUCAAUACAGAUACCUGAUAUAGAAAGUAGUCAUUCUGAAAGAACAGAAGGGGCACAAAUAAGCAUAAAACUGGCUGAUGUUAAGAUCCCCACUCUGGAGUUUUCCAAAAUGGAAACUGGAGCUGCUCAAACUGAAAUGGCAGUCAGCUCAGCAAAGAUUGAUGCUGCUCUGCCUCCCCCAGAGGGGAGUUUUCAACAGGUUGUCCUACAAUCAAGUUCUACUGAUGAAGAUACCCUUCAAAAAACAGGUAUUAAGUUCACCAAAGGAGAAGCUUCAACUGAACUGAGGAGCCCUGAAAUAGUAACAGAAAGAUCAUCAGUUGUGGGUGGAAGAAAGAUGAAGUUGGAAGGUCCUGAAGGGAAGAUUAAAAUGCCCAAAUUUCAGAAGCCGAAGUUUGGACUCUCCCUAACAAAAGGGAAAGGCCCAGAGCCAGAGAUCAGCUCUCCAAAAAUAGAAGCUGAGCUACCCCAGAUGAAAACAACAAAUGAAAUUGCUGACAUUUCUGUGGGAAUUCCAGCACCAGAACUUACAUCUGAUAUGUCAGACCCAGGAGUAAGUGUUUCUAAGAUAAAAACACCCCAAGUUCUGACAGCUGACGUUGAAGCUCCGAAGGUAGACAUAAGCCCUCAGUCAGGGUCUAAACCAAUGGCAGAGGGAGCUAUUGAGAGCCUUGAGGAGAAAGAAAUCAAAUUUAAAAAAGAACAAGAAAUAAAAGCUGAAGAAGUUCAGACUGAAGAACACCAGGGAUGGUUUAAAAUGCCAAAAUUUAGAAUACCUACAUUUGGCAGAACAUCCUUAAAGGAAAAAAAAGGUGCUGAUAUUGAAAGAAGUAUGGAAAAAUCUCAGGCAGGCAUUCCCUCUGCCAAAGUACAAACUGAAACAAGUAUUGCUGAAAAUGCCUUCUCAUUACCACAUGCAGUUGCUGACAUUACUAUUGGAAAAGAAGGGAUUCCAAAAGUAGGAGAUUCUGUGAAGAGUUCUGAUGUUAGCUUGUCAAAGAUAGAAGGAGAUAUUUCAUUAUCUACAGAAAAAACAUAUAGAGUGAAUAUUCCUGAAACUUACGCAGACAUAGUUAAGCAUGGUGCUGAAGGACAAAAAAUGCAUACUUCAGAAUUCAUAGUGUCUUCUGCAGAAUUGUCUAAAUCAUACUUAAGUGCUUCAGAAACUGACAAAGACAACAGUCUAACGGAUAGGUUUCCUACUUGUACUCUGACCCUUCAAGAGCAUAAAGUCAAAUCACAGGUUGUAGAAGUCCCAAAGGUAGAAAGUUCCACUAAGUUAGAGACUUCAGGAGCAGGAUGUAAACCGUCAUCAGCUGAAAUUUCUCUGGAUGCAACACAGGACAAAAUAGAUGUUAGUCUUUCAGCAGGAGAGCUAGAUAUUCAAAAUCAAGAGGCAGUAAUUAAAAAAGGAAAGAUAAAGGGUGAGAUGAAAAUGAUAGGAAAAGACAGUGAAGGAAGCCAAUUAAAAAGGCCUACAUGUGAAUGGUCUACAACAAAAGGAUCGGAAAAUGGUGCUUAUGUUACAGCUAAGCUGGAAGAUCUAAAGGUGGAAGUUCCAGGAGUAAAGGUGGAUGUUAGAAUUGCUAGAGUAGAUCCUGAAAUUAAAUAUCAAGUGAAAAGUGUUGAAAAGGACAAGUCUGCAGGGGUGGAAGUGCAAGUAGAAGAUAGAGCAGAAACAAGUAAAAUUAAAACAUACAAGUAUAAGAUUCCAAAGUUCGGAGUGUUGCAUUCAGAAGUGAAGGAUUUUGAAGGUGAUAUCAAUUUGCCAAAGUCAGAAUCUGAUUCGGUAUCUAAAACUGAAAUAGGCACAACAGAAAUGCAGUUUCAAAAACCAGAAGGAUCUAUUGGCCUGAAAAUUCCAACUCUAGAUCAUAUGGAAACAUCUGCUGGAAUAACAGCAGAAACAGUGGACAAAUCACAAGGUUGCCCAGAAGUAAAUAUAAAAAUUCCCAAACUAAAAAUACCAAGAUUCACUUUCAGAGUUCUCCCAAUUGAAGCUGAUGUUUCCGUGUCAAAAGUGGUAACAGAUCCAAAGGGAUCUAGUACUGACAUUGAAGUAGUGCAACUGCAAGAAAGCUCUGCUAUCCCUGAACAAACACUAGAGGCUCUAGAGGGUGGUAUCCAAAAAGCAAAAAGCAAAAUUCUAACACUGACUGAACCUAACAUUAAAACAGCACAGAUGACUACUACCGUAGAGUCCUCCCCUUCAAAUGCAGGGCAAGACAUUCAGUGGUCGUAUGUAGAAGGCCAAGAAGUGAGUGAGAAAGUAGAACCUGAACAUGUCGCUAUUGAAAGGUGUGAGAUUUACACUACUGAAAUACUGAAAGAAUCAGAGAUUCUCUCAUCAGAAGUCAAAACUGCUACUUUGGGAUUCUCACUGCUCAAGGUGAAAUUGCCUGAAUCACAUAGCAACUUAGAGGUGCUAGUCCAGCAACCAUCUUCAACAGAAGGUAUACCAGUGAGCAAACCUAAAUGUGCCGAUGAAAGCCUCGGAGCACAGAGGACUGGCAGUGCUGAGCUUAAACUAUCUGACCAACCACACAGUGAGGCUGAAGAAUCUAGUGGAGAAGUAAGUUUGACAAAGUUAAAAACAUUUCCUGGUGAAGUAAAACCUUCCAGUAAACUUGAAGAGAGUCUUCCUGAUAGGUCACCAGAGGGAAUAACUGCAGGUCCUCUCUCUAAAGAUGAGGAUGUAGCUGAAGCACUAGAAGAUGAAGAAAAAGACAUAACCAAUGAAAAAGAAAAGACUGAGAGUAAAAGAUCUCCUGGAAGAUUCAAAUUUUGGCUUCCAAGUAUUGGCUUUUCAUCUUCUGGUGAUGAAACAAGCACAGAUUCAAAAACAGAAGUAAAAAAAUCAGUUCCAGAAGAUGUGAAACCUGCUGACACGUCAGAUAAUGAUUCUUCUAAGCAAACUGAAAAAACUGGAUGGUUUAAAUUUCCCAAGCUUGGUUUCACAUCUCCUUCCAAAAAGGCUAAGACUGUUGACAAAGAAGAGAUGGGUCAAAAAGAGGGAAGAAUCUCAGAUGAAGAUAGCCCAUCAGAUAAACCUGAUGUAUUUUUUGAUGCACAAGAAAGCUUAUCACCUAAAGAAACAAUGGAGGGUGAAAAAGUUGAAAUUGAUGGGGCCUCAUCUCAUGUUCCAGUUUCUCGAACUAUCGUGACAUCUUCGGCAAGAACUGAACUAAUCUUGUUGGAAGAAGAAAAAGAUAGUCAAUCUGGUAUUCCUGGAGAUACAACCAAAUGAAUAUUGUCUUUUCUCAACCCUCAAUGACAACAAAAUAAUCCACAUGUACAGAAAAGAAUGUUUUCUUAAUUUUCUAGUAACUGAAAAUUAAACAAAACCCACAGCUGAUAUUCAUGAAAAUAGUCGAUCAGAAUUUACCACGUUUAAAUUUUCAAGCUAUGCUGUGCGCUAAUAAAAGCACUGAUUUCUUUGAACCUGCCCCACGGGCAACAAUUACUGCAGGUACAGUGAAGCCCAUAGUUUUAGCAAAGUCUGAAAAGAUAACUGAACCAUGAAAUUAGACCAUUGAAAGGCUCGAUGAUAGCAAAAGACUUGUUAAAUAGGCUUCUCAAAACCACACUGAUUAUGUUUAGAUUAUAGAUUAUUUUCGGAAUGGAGUAUAAACUAAUACUAUGAGAACUAUAUUUACCUGUUUAGAUUUUUGGACCUUUCUGACCUACUUUUCCUUUCUUAUUAAAAUAUUUUUCUUUAUGUCAGCGAAGAUAAUAUGUAUAUUCCACAAACAUUUUAAAAUGCAAAAUAAAAUCAAAAUACUAGUGUAGAGAGUCUAAAGCUUUACCUUUUCCUCUCUUAUUUUUUUUUUUUAUUAUUGUGGUGGGUCAUAUUUAGCCUUAAAAGAACUUAAAAAAAACAGAAUAAAUUCAAGACCAAAAAUCAUAUAACUACUUCACAUUUUUAAAAUACCAAAACAAAACAUGUUGAGAAUUGUGGAUAAAUAAAUUUUAAUGUAUAUAUUUACUGGAUAGUUAAAUGCACAGAAUGAUCUGCCACACUGGUGGAAUCGCCUCAAAGAUUUUCUGGGAAAGGAGAUGUAUAUAAUUAUUUGCUUCUUUGUUUAUAUUAAUGCUUCUCUCAAGUACACAACAAAAACCAGAGUGCAUAUGUGACAGCCUUCACAUGUAUUAAAACACUGUCUGUAUUCUUAACUCACAAUAAACUCACCAUAUGAAUAA
Messenger RNA from Athene cunicularia (burrowing owl), 16715 nucleotides. It is a transcript of the gene AHNAK2, whose product is annotated as AHNAK nucleoprotein 2. Bases 349 to 15762 code for a protein of 5137 amino acids. NCBI's taxonomy places the organism in Eukaryota, Metazoa, Chordata, Aves, Strigiformes, Strigidae. Gene Ontology annotation, biological process: regulation of RNA splicing. Gene Ontology annotation, cellular component: costamere; nucleus; cytoplasm. Gene Ontology annotation, molecular function: protein binding. The record is from RefSeq and is a predicted model, not a curated record. The transcript is spliced from 7 exons.